AUGGGAUGCGACUAUUACGGCCCUGAACCUGAUAUCAUGCCGCUCGAGGCUCCAAGCGAGAAGACGAGCACGGCCUCGGGUCGGGAGGAGUUGACCCCCGAGAACCCGGAUGAUUGCUGCUCUUCUGGCGACUGCGCGGAUAACAAGCCCCAUAAUCAUACCGACGUGCCUGACUGCUGCUGUGGCAAAGUCAGCCCAUGCUGCGACACGUCUUGCCUUGACCGCUUGGCUAUGCGGGAAUGCGGGAUGAGUGCUACUGCUACCCGCGGCCUAAAUAUUCAUCCAAAUACUUGCGAUGGAGUUACCGACUAUAAGGCAUGUAACCAACAUCAUCUCUCUACCCUCGACCGCUACGGCGCUACUCUACAAGCCCUGGGAUGCAUCUGCCGCGCUCUCAUCGCUCUUAGCUAG
Molecule: messenger RNA, 411 nt
Organism: Penicillium griseofulvum
Lineage: Eukaryota; Fungi; Ascomycota; Eurotiomycetes; Eurotiales; Aspergillaceae
Exons: 2
Coding region: 1-411 (136 amino acids)
Source: RefSeq, a predicted model, not a curated record